ACAAACACAGAAAAAAAGCUUCACUUCACAGAAGAGGGGGAAAACCCGACCCGAAUCUCACGAUCCAAACCCGAUGGAGUCGAUACUGGGUCGGGCUCUGGAGUACACUCUCAAGUACUGGCUCAAAUCCUUCUCCCGAGAACAGUUCAAGUUGCAAGGCCGCACCGUUCACCUCUCCAACUUAGAUAUCGACGGCGACGCUUUGCAUUCAAGUGUCGGAUUGCCGCCGGCGCUGAACGUCGCCACCGCCAGAGUUGGCAAGUUGGAGAUAACACUUCCGUCGGUGAGUAAUGUGCAAAUAGAACCGAUCGUUGUGAAUAUUGAUAGCCUCGAUCUUGUUCUUGAGGAGAAUUCUGAUUUUGAUGCAUCUCUUAGUCCAAAUAGUGCCACGCCGUCGGCUGCCUCCGCCAAGGGUAGCGGAUAUGGUUUUGCUGAUAAGAUUGCAGAUGGCAUGACUAUAAAAAUUCAGACAGUUAAUUUAUUACUUGAAACUCGCGGUGGUUCUCGUCGCCAAGGGGGAGCAACAUGGGCCCCACCUAUGGCAGCUAUCACCAUACGCAACCUUUUGCUGUAUACCACAAAUGAAACCUGGCAGGUUGUAAAUCUCAAGGAAGCACGGGAAUUCUCAAGUAACAAGAAGUACAUAUAUGUCUUCAAAAAACUGGAAUGGGAAUCUUUGUCUGUUGAUCUUUUGCCUCAUCCUGACAUGUUCGCGGAUGCUGCGUUAGGCUGCUCCCAAGAGGGAUCAAACCUGAGGGACGAUGAUGGCGCAAAGCGAGUAUUCUUUGGAGGGGAGCGUUUUAUAGAAGGAAUAUCUGGAGAAGCAUAUAUCACAGUUCAGAGAACAGAGUUGAACAGUCCUCUUGGGCUUGAGGUUCAAUUGCAUAUCAAUGCAGCUGUUUGCCCUGCAUUAAGCGAACCAGGACUUCGUGCACUUCUCCGCUUUAUGACAGGAUUAUAUGUUUGUCUAAACAGGGGUGAUGUUGAUUUCAAGGCUCAGAAGCAAUCCACUGAAGCAGCUGGGCGUUCUCUAGUCUCAAUUGUCAUAGAUCAUAUAUUUCUUUGCGUCAAAGAUACUGAGUUCCAGCUUGAGCUUUUGAUGCAGUCCCUCUUUUUUUCUCGGGCCAGUCUUUCUGAAGGAGACAAUGACAAUAACUUGACCAGGAUUACAAUUGGUGGAUUAUUUUUGAGGGACACCUUCUCUUCCCCUCCAUGUACCUUAGUGCAACCAUCAAUGCAAGCUGUCUCAAGAGAUGCCUUCCUUGUGCCAGAAUUCGCCAGAAGCUUUUGCCCUCCAAUAUAUCCUCUACAAGAACAGCAGUGGCAGUUGAUUGAGGGAACCCCUCUAAUAUGCCUCCAUGCUCUUCAGAUCAUGCCUUCUCCACUUCCACCAUCCUUUGCUUCUCAAACAGUUAUUGACUGUCAGCCUCUAAUGAUUCAUCUCCAGGAAGAAUCAUGCCUGAGGAUAUCAUCUUUAUUAGCUGAUGGUAUUGUUGUCAAUCCUGGUGACAUUUUACCGGAUUUCUCAGUGAAAUCUUUUAUUUUCACUCUCAAGGGUCUGGAUCUUACAGUUCCUUUUAACAAGGCCAAACUGGAUAUUUCUAGAAGUGACAUGGACAAUACAGUCCAGACCUCCUUUGCGGGAGCAAGGCUUCAUAUUGAAAACCUUUUCUUUUUAGAUUCACCCUCAUUGAAACUAAGAAUGCUGAACUUGGAGAAGGAUCCUGCUUGCUUCUGUCUUUGGGAAGGUCAACCAAUUGAUGCUAGCCAGAAGAAGUGGACUGCGAGAGCAUCCCAGCUUACUUUAUCUCUGGAAGCAUGCACUGACACAACUGGAGGUCAAAAUUCCUUUGGACAGACUGAAGGAUUGUGGAGAUGUGUUGAUCUGAAAGAUGCUUGCAUUGAAGUAGCUAUGGCAACUGCUGACGGCAGUCCAUUGUUAAAAGUUCCUCCUCCUGGGGGUAUUGUCAGGGUUGGAGUUGCUUGUGAACAAUAUCUAUCCAAUACUUCUGUUGAACAGUUAUUUUUUGUCCUGGAUCUCUAUGGUUAUUUUGGGAGAGUUGGUGAGGAAAUAGCAAUGGCUGGAAAAAGGAAACAAUCCGAGGACAUUAGGGACAAAUCUUUUAGUGGAAAGCUUAUGGACAAGGUUCCUAGUGAUACUGCUGUGAGUUUAGCAGUGAAAGAGCUCCGACUUCAAUUUCUGGAGUCUUCUUCAGUGAAUGUUGAGGGAAUGCCUUUAGUACAGUUUGUUGGAGAUGAUUUGUUUACUAGUGCCAGUCAUAGAACCCUUGGUGGGGCUAUUGUUGUUUCAUCUACUUUACUUUGGGAGAGUGUUGAGAUAGGUUGUGUGGAUGCUGAGGGGCACUUGGCAUGUGUAAAUGGCUCAUUCUUGAGUUCUAGUGAAAAUGCUCCCUCACCUAGUGAUAAUGGAUAUCCUCAACUAAGAGCUGUUUUCUGGGUGCAUAAGAAUGAGAAACAUCUAUUGAAUGGAAACGCUCAUUCAGUCCCUUUUCUGGACAUAAGCAUGGUGCAUGUCAUACCAUUACAUGAACAAGAUUUGGAGUCUCAUAGUUUGAAUGUCUCAGCUUCUGUAUCUGGCGUUCGUCUUGGUGGAGGAAUGAACUAUGCUGAAGCCCUCCUGCAUAGAUUUGGAAUACUUGGGCCUGAUGGUGCUCCUGGGGUGGGUCUUCGUAAAGGGUUGGAAAACUUACAGAAAGGACCAUUGUCAAAAAUUUUUAACACAACUCCUCUCAUUGUUGAUAAUUCAGAAGAUGGUAUGAAACAAACACUGGAAGGGAAAGAAACCAGUUUUCCACACUUGAAGAAGCCAGAUGAUGUGGAUGUAACUAUAGAAUUGAGAGAUUGGUUAUUUGCUCUUGAAGGUGCGCAAGAGAUGACUGAAAGAUGGUGGUUCUACAGCCAUGGAGAUGAAGGCAGAGAAGAGAGGUGUUGGCACACAUCUUUCCAUGCUUUACGAGUCAAUGCAAAAAGUAGCCCAAAGAAUAUUCCUGAUGGAAAAGCACGAUUGUGUAGAAUACAACAACAUCCAGUAGAACUGGUUACGGUUGGAGUUCAAGGACUGCGAAUCUUGAAGCCUCACACCCAGAAAGACAUUCCUUCAUCAAUUCUAAUUGCUAACGGGGUUAAAGAGUUUACUGACACAGUUGGAGGAAUUGGUCUUGAAGUUCGCUUGAUAUUAUGUGAGGAUAAUGUUGCUGAAGAAACGACUAAUUGGGAAGUGGAAAACCUAAAAUUCUCUGUUAAACAACCGAUUGAGGCAGUUGUAACCAAGGAUGAGCUUCAGCACUUAACUUUUCUGUGCAAAUCUGAAAUUGAUUCAAUUGGCCGGAUAACUGCUGGGGUUAUACGGCUGCUCAAGUUAGAAGGUUCUGUUGGUCAGUCUGUAAUAGAUCAACUUGGCAACCUAGGAAGCGAGGGCAUUGACAAGAUUUUCUCUUCUGAAAAGCUUAGUAGGGACGGUACUGUUGGUAGUAGAGGACUUUCUCCAUUACCAAACUUGAUAAACGAAGAAUCCCACAAAACUAUGGAACAGACAUUGACUUUGCUUGAGGAAGCGGUUGUGGAUACACAGGCUAAACUCAAUGAUUUAGUCAGUGAUAUUGGUACUUCAGAGUCUUCUUCAGUUCAACACCUUACCAUCAUCAAACUGAGUCAAAAGAUUGAUACUAUGCAGGGGUUAUUGAUUCAAUUACGGAAUCAAAUUUAAGGGGAUUCGGCCAUUUUUUAUGUAUAAUUAUAUUCAAAAGAUUAUCAAUUAUAUAGGUUACAAAUCUUGUGUAUAUAGGAUACAAAUCCUUGUUGGGUGUUGUACAACUUGGGUAGAUGCUGAGGCUCCACAUUGUUGUAACAGAAAUUUUGUUCCCUCGAGCAAAAAUUGCAAUCUGAAGAGUUUUUUUUUCA
Messenger RNA from Gastrolobium bilobum, 3921 nucleotides. RefSeq lists its product as uncharacterized. The record is from RefSeq and is a predicted model, not a curated record. NCBI's taxonomy places the organism in Eukaryota, Viridiplantae, Streptophyta, Magnoliopsida, Fabales, Fabaceae. The transcript has 20 exons. The coding region runs from base 74 to 3727 and encodes 1217 amino acids.